GGUGUCUGCUGCAGGGACAAGGAGAAGGAGAAGAUGGGGCUCCUCUUAGUUGUCCUCAGCUUCAUCUUCAUGAAGGGAAACUCAGUCAAAGACACURCCUUGUGGGAAUUCCUGCGUCUGCUCCGUGUGCACCCAGGGAAGCCACACAAGGUGUUUGGGGAUGUCCGGAAACUGCUGAUGGAUGAGUUUGCUCGGCAGAAGUACCUGGAUGUUACCCCCAUACCCCUGACAGACCCUCCUGAAUUCAAGUUCCAGUGGGGGCCACGGGCGGAAAAGGAGACCUCMAAGAAGGAUGUGCUGAAAUUUGUGGCAAAGAUCCAGGGGAAGGACCCCACAUUCUGGGUGAGCCAGAACAAAGAGGCCGAGGCUGAAGCUGCCUCCUGA
Molecule: messenger RNA, 384 nt
Organism: Malurus melanocephalus (red-backed fairy wren)
Lineage: Eukaryota; Metazoa; Chordata; Aves; Passeriformes; Maluridae
Product: non-structural maintenance of chromosomes element 3 homolog
Exons: 5
Cellular component (GO): nucleus
Source: RefSeq, a predicted model, not a curated record